Molecule: messenger RNA, 987 nt
Organism: Polistes canadensis
Lineage: Eukaryota; Metazoa; Arthropoda; Insecta; Hymenoptera; Vespidae
Exons: 2
Coding region: 1-987 (328 amino acids)
Source: RefSeq, a predicted model, not a curated record
AUGAAUAAUGAAAGAGAAUCGCAAGAAAGUAGGGAUCGCAGGUAUAGAUCGGUUAGAAGGUAUAGAUCGAAUGCAACUCCAAUCGAAAAAUUGGAGAAUCUUCGGCAAGCAUGGAGAUUAAUAUGGGAUUUAGAAAAUUAUGGACCGGCUGGUUUGAUUCAUCUAGCUGCUUUAGCUUAUGUAACGGGUGCACCCAUAAGAAUAUGGAGAUCGGGUCAUGAACUAAUGCAGACAAUUGGUGAAAAUGAACAAGGUACUCCAAUAGAUAUAGAGUAUCAUACAAACAAUCAAGAAGGGCAUUGGACCUUUCGUGGAAGAGGUCAGCCGAAAGAUAUCCAUCAUGAUUUAAACAAUUGUCUUUUUUCUGUAAUCGCCGAGCAAACAGGAAUAAAUGCCUCCGAAUUGAGGCAAGAAACUAUUAAACAACUGAAAAGAAACGUAAGAUUACUGGCAGAUUACAUAACAGAAAUUAAAUGGCUCGAGGAGAAUAAAAAAAUAGUUUUGUUAAUCGGUGGCGCUCGUUAUACUGGUACAACGUCGGCAGAUGCAAAAGCAGUUUUAGAUGAUUCUCAUAAUAGAAAAUGUUUUCAAUAUAAUGCACUGGGUCAUCCUAGAAAGCAUGCCGCUGGUCCGAUAGGCUGUGAUGAUUGUGCUCAAAGCUUUCCUGAAUGGAAAACUGCUUUUCUUAGUAGCGAUGAUCAAGAUCUUGCCGCACAUAUUGCGUUGUCUAGCUCUGCUGCUCAAAUGGCUAUACAAAAAUUGAAUGAAGGCUCAAAGAGCGAAGUGGUUUAUUUAUGGCCAAAUAACGUGCAUGAUCCGACGGGAGCAUUUAAAAAAGGCAUGCAUUUUUCUAAUCAUAAGCCAACAUCGAAUGAAAUAGAAAUUGAGAAACUGGUGCUCAUUCUUAGACACCAUGAUGGUGAAGAAAAGAAUCCAGACGCUCCUGUAUUUGUACAUACAUUUUAUCCUUUUGUACCAAGGAAAUAA